AUGCAGGGCAGACAGCUGGGUGUGCUGGCAGCCGCAGGGGGAGCUGUGAUGGCGGCAGCAGGGGGAGAUGUGCUGUCUCUGCUCCCCAGCAUGCAGCUUAAUGAGACUGGGGCCGGAAUAUGACGGCCCCAUUAAGCAGCGCGCGAGGGCAGGGGAGCGGAGACAGCACAUCUCCCACUGUGGCCGCCAUCGCAGCUCCCCCUGCGGCCACCAGCACACCCAGCUGUCUGCCCGGCCCCAGGUGCCAUCGGCCCAGUGGGAAAUUUCCCAGUAUCCCGGUGGGCCAGUCCGGCACUGACAAGGGUCAAAUAGUGCUGGCUUGACAACUAGGUCAGAGCAUCUCCAUAACUGCACAUUUUGUGUGGUGUCCCCAGUAUGCAGUGUUUAGUACAUACCAAAAGUAGUGCAAGGAAGGACAAAUGGUGAACAGGAGUCAAGGUCAUGGAUGCCCAAGGCUAAUUAAAGGAUCACUAUAGUCAACAUAUAAAAGCAAGAAAGACAGGUCCUCUAGCCUUCUUUUUUGCUUUUAUAUUAGUUUGCCAUUAAAAAUAAAUACAUUUGAGCCCUUUUUAUCAUAUAAACUUACCUCCGUUCCAGCGUCGAGCUCCUUGGCAGGUCACGCUCCCUUUUUCGUAAAAAUGACAAAAUAGCAGGGCUCAAUCAGAUGCUUCUCUUUGUUUAGCGCUUAUCUCACUGUCUAUGCCUGCCCUCCUCCUACGACAACCCUCCUAAGCCAAAAGUUUGUAUGCAAACACUAUAUAUCUAGAGAUAAAUAUUGUUAAACAUACACACACACUCUCUCUCACUCACUCUCUCUCAAUCUCACUCACUCUCAAUCUCUCUCACUCACACUCACUCUCUCUCACUCACACUCCUACUCACUCCAACUCACUCUUUUAAUCUCACUCAAUCUCUUACUCACACUCUCAAAACACUCUCUCACACUCACUCUCAAUUUAAAAUAAGUUUACUUACUGUUUGAAGUCAGUAGAUCCUCCUGCUCAGUCUCCUGCCUUCAGUGUGAUAGCCUGUCAGCCCGAGCCCACGCUGUGUGCAGGAGAUCGUUAUCUCACACAGUUGGCUCUGAUUGCUGACAGGCACAGGAGGCACGUUCACAGUGCCUCCUGAUAUCACGUUUGAUGUAUUCAUCCAAGUGUGAAGACGUCAAACGUGAUGAAUGCGAGUUAGGCAGCCCUGAACUCGGAAGUCCCUCUGGUGGCCGUCUGAGUGACUGCCACUGGAGGUGUUGCUAGCUUCCAAGGUAAACACUGUAUUUUCUCAGAAAAUACAGUGUUUACAUGAGAAAGGCUGCAGGGAGCUAUUGUUCUCACCUGAACAAUCUCAUUAAGCUGAAGUUGUUCAGGUGGCUAUAGUGUCCUUUUAAGUCCUUUUAAUGCACAUGGGGAGUGAAGGCAAGUCCAUCUGUUCUGAUCACACAGAAGAGCUACUGUAACUCAACUUGCUGGAAAACUUAAUGUUCGCCAUAAUAGAAGUGCAUUACAGUUUGCUAUGUAUGGGGCUGCAUAGUCCUUUCAGAGUACCCAUGAUGACCCCUCUCCACUGCCAAAAGUGCCAUUAGUGGGAACGUAAAAAUCAGAACAGGAACAUGGAGCAGUGGAAGAUGGCUGCCUGAUCUGUUGACUCACAGUUUAUUUUAGAUCAGGUGGAUGGCUGUGUGCAUUGUUUACCUCGGAAGAGGUAAAUGAAGUCUCAUGCAAGCUAAAAUGAACAUAAGUUGUAGAGGAAUUACAGGUAUUUUUUAAUGUCAGUACUUGUUCAGCUACUUUUUCAUGAUCUCUCUCCUGUUCAGUUGGUGGACAUAUUUAUAUUAACAUAACAAUACUUUCAGUUACAAUAUAUUUAUAUAUUGAGCCUACAAGAAGCUGAGAGUAGCUGAUAUAAGAACUACUCCUGAUUGCAUGAAGUGAAGACUUCAUUUUGUAUUGCUGUUACCAUGCAGACCCCAUGAAGGAGCCAAUUAUACCCUUAUUUUCUGAUCUAUUUCUGCAUUCAAAUACAAAAAGAUAAGUCCUGCGCUCACUUCCAUCACUACUGCAAUGACUACAGUACACAUCAGCCCCAAUAUAUAGUAAAAAUUAAAGAAAAGAAAAAGUUACCUGCGCUCUCUCCUUAAUCCCUAUGUAUAUUUAGACCAAUGGAGGUCAUUUAGUUGCUCCAAUGGCCAUUGGAGGGAAUGCCCGCCUGCCAACGUCAAGGCAGACCCCCCUAAAGCGGGUCCUAACACUGACCCUUCAGCCUGCUUCCUUGAGCUUCUGGCAAAGAUAUCUCUAAUGACAGAGGGGUAUUUUGUAUAUACACCCCUAUAUACUUAUUAACCCUUAAUAGGGAACACAUGGGAUGGGCGGCAGCAUUGUAACAAGGCUGUGUGAUACAAAGUAAAUACAAAUACAAAAAGAUAAGUCCUGCGCUCACUCCCAUCACUACUGGGCCGGCAUGCAUUUCUACAUUCACCAAAUGAAAAUUUGAUGUGAAUCGCUUGCUGACUUAGACAUGCUUUCAUAUCUUUAGAAGGUGGACUUUCAUACUCUGUUACUGCACGUGACUGCCUUCCUGUAGGAAUAUGCUGGGUGAAACUUCAGGUCUUUUCGCUUACUGCAGUAUUUGGUUUAAUGGGCUUAUAUCAUCGUGCACAUUAUCCACAUCUACACCAAUUUAUGACAGUAAUGGAUUGCAGAUCUUGCCCUAUAUACUUAUCUCUCUCUUUUCACUCAAGAUUCCACAGAGUCUGAUGCAUUCAGCAUUCCUCCUAGUCUUUAAAAAAUUAAUUGAACACCUGGGAAUCCAUAAGUUUCUCCUAAGUUGUAAGAUUUAUUUACAGGUGGACUAUGACUUAGCAUUGCUUGGUUGCCGUCUCAAUGUGUACAAUAGAAUUUCAAGAUCUCCCAUCUGUAGGCACCCAGCAAUAUUUUUUUUUUGCACUCUUAAAAGUAGGCUUUAAUAUGACCAGUGAAGUAUAAGUAAAUCUAAUAUAGAGAUUAAAUUAAAAAAGCAAAAUAGAUUUUAGGUUAUUAAAAUUGCAUUAGUAAUUUCUAAAACCACGCAGUCAUAUACUGUUAAUUUUGAUGGUUUCACUGUGUUCUUGAUGCUUCAAAUGAUGACAAGAGAUUUUUCCAUACAUUGUUAAAGGAUCACUAUAGUGUCAGGAAAACAUACUCAUUUUCCUGGCACUAUAGUGCCCUGAGGGUGCCCCCACCCGCCAGGCUCUAGGGGGUGGAAGGGGUUAAACUUACCUCUUUCUCUAGCACCGGGCGGGGAGCUCUCCUCCUCCUCUCCUCCCUCUUCUUCCGUCACCAGCUGAAUGCACAUGCACGGCAAGAGCCGCGCGCAUUCAGCCAGUCCAUAGAAAAGCAUUAUCAAUGCUUUCCUAUGGAUGCUGGCGUCUUCUCACUGUGAUUUUCACAGUGAGAAGCGCGGAAGCCCUCUAGCGGCUGUCAAUGAGACAGCCACUAGAGGCUGGAUUAACCCAUAGGUAAACAUAGCAGUUUCUCUGAAACUGCUAUGUUUACAGAAAAAAGGGUUAAUCCUAGCUGGACCUGGCACCCAGACCACUUCAUUAAGCUGAAGUGGUCUGGGUGCCUAUAGUGGUCCUUUAAAUGAUUCAGUGUUGCACAACAGCCACAGUAACCCCCUUUUAUGCUUACUAAUCUUAUUGUAUUCCUCUAUUCUCAAUGAUAUUCCAAUUUGUCCUCCUGUUAUAACCGUGCUUUUCUCAAUGGCAUUAGUCUGAUUUAUCUAUCUGGUGAGAUAUAACAGUGGACAGGUUUAUUUGGCAAACAUAGAUGGAGUAUUCAGUUAUUUGCUGGGUUAUUCAGUUAUUUGCUAACUUUAAACUCUCUAAGUCAUAUUUCUAAAGGCAGGACUGUCACAUGUCACUAAGAUCUGCAUAUCCUAUGUUUUGCUUAAAUAUUUCCUCUGGAAGUUAGUUAGACAACAUGACAAUAGGGUUUCGAAAAUACACAUUGCAUACAGUAUAAAUUUCAUAUUAUUUUCCAUUUUCCCUCAUACUUUCUUUUUCCUUUGACUCUCGUCUACAUCAAUUGCCCAAUAAGGGGAUUCUAACGUUUAUUACCUAGUAAGCCAAUCAAUUGGGUUCUCCAUUCUACCAGUAUCCUGUAUUCGUUAUCAAAGAGAUCAUGAUCAGGAUUUCACAAACCAUUUUUGUAACAGUAGUUUAAAGGGACACUAUAGACACCAAAACAACUCUAGCUUAUUAAAGCAGUUUUGGCGUAUAAAUAAUUUCCCUGCAGUGUCACUGCUCAAUUCUCUGCCAUUUAGGAAUUAAAUCACUUUGUUUAUGUGACUUGCACAGCCUUCCUAAACACUUCCUGUAAAGAGUCAGCUAAUGUUUAUACUUCUUUCUUUGCAAAUUCUAUUUAAUUUAAAAUGUAUUAUCCCCUGCACUGUUGAUAGUUUGCUAGACUCCCCAGAAGCCUCAUGUGUAUGAUUAAAGUUCACUUUAGAGAGCAGGCAAUAAGAACUUUUAAAGUAAGUUACAUCUAAUUAAAAGUGAAACCUUUUUUUUUUUUCAUGCAUGGUGUGUGAGUCACAGCCAGGGCAGGUGUGGCUAUGGCUGCAUGGACAAACAAAAUGAAUUUGACUCCUAAAUUGCAGAGAGUUGAGCAGUAAGACUGCAGGUUCAUGAUCUAUACUUUAAAACUGCUUCAUUAAGCUAAAGUUGUUUUGGUGACUAUAGUGUCCCUUUAAUGGAAGUCAUAAAACAUUUUUUUUAAACUGGGCUAAACUGUGAUUUCAUUGUUAUUCCUGCAAUCUCUAGCUUGAUAGGCUGAUAUUAUCACGAUAACAAAAUACAUUUUAAAAAAUGGCACCUUUGUGGACCUUUGAUUAAACUACAGGUUGAAGGUCACAGACAACUAAGUACAUUUGCUGACAGGCAAUAGAUGUGUAAUUAGCCUAUAAUAUUCCGUAGGGGGAAUGUAGUACGUUAGUGUUUAAAUUGACCUUUUAAUUAUAUAUGUGUAUGUGUAUUAUUAUGAAUAUGUUUUAUAUUAGUUCUGGGGUUUAUUUGUCCUGUUUAGCCGUGUAACUGAUUAACAAUGAAUUGUUAGUUAACCCCUUAAGGACACAUGACGAAAAUAUUCCGUCAUGAUUCCCUUUCAUUCCAGAAGUUGUGUCCUUAAGGGGUUAAAGGGACACUUUUCAGAGAAAAGGCAGUGUUUACAUUGGUGCAUAGGAACACCACUAAUGGCAGUCACUCAUACGGCCACUAUUAUUAUUAGUAUUGCCAUUUAUAUAGCGCCAACAUAUUCCGUAGCGCUUUACAUUAUUAUAAGAGGGAGGAUUUAACUAUAAAUAGGACAAUUACAAGAAAACUUACAGGAACAAUAGGUUGAAGAGGACACUGCUCAAACGAGCUUACAGUCUAGAAGUGUUUAGUGUGUCAAUGCUGCAUAGUUACGGAGGCAGGACAAGGUGGAGACAGCCACAGUGAGACAGGCACAAUGUAGGAAAAAAGGUGAGUAAAAUCAGCAUUUCAGAGCGAUCUAAGUGGGGCAAGGGACCUAAACAGCUAUAUGGGUACUAUAGAGUAAGGAAUACAUGUUUGUAUUACUGACACUAUACGGUUCCUUUAAUAUUUUCCUGCUCAUGCACAAACACCUAUAUUUUAGGUAUUGUUUUUUUUAAUUUUUUUUUAUUCUUUAUUUUUGUGUGCUCGAAGUGGCACAGAGGUUCGUGUUGUCAUGACAACAUAAGCAAAGAAUAAGAACAAAAAAAUAGCAUAUACAUGGCAUAUAACAAAGGCACAGUUUUUAUAUUACUUUGACAUUCAAAUAAUGAUGCUUAAUAAUAAGGGUUCAGCAUUAGUCUUAUGGUCAAGCCUAGGUUUUUGAGACUGACAGCAUGAGAUGGUAUAGAGCUAAUUUAAUUGUAGGUCAGCACCACGUGCAAGUUAGCCCAAUAUGCUCGUCACUUAGGAAGGGCUAAUAACUCGGGUCAGUUUCAUGUUUGUGCUGUGGAUUUUAAAGAUUAACUAUUGUCCUGGUCACAGGUGGUGGGGCCGGCCGGCCAGCGGCGCCAUUUCACUAACGGGGGUAAUGCGCUCUAUGGUUUCAACAGCGUUUGUGUUAUUCCUUCUUCUUAUUCCCUAUUUCUGUUAUCUAUAUUCUUCCUGCUCUCGCUCCCACCCCACCACCCACCCUCUUCUAAUAUGUCCUUCAUAGUAGGGUGAUAAAGCUACUGUUAGCGUCCUAACGCAAUCUACGCUUAUGGGUGCUAUCUGUGUGUGAUAGAAGGCCCCCUGAAAAGGCUGGGGCCUAAGAAAGAGAGGGACUAGAAAGUAGACAGCGAUAGUAAUAGAGCAAGAGAAGGAGAGGGGAGGGAGGGGUAAUAUUCCAGCUCCGGGUGGGCAGGAGGAGGGGGAAGGCCGGGGAGGCCGAGGAGGGAGGAGGACGGGAAGAGGAGGCUGAGGGAGGGAGCCAGGGCAGGACGAGGAGAGGAGGGGGAGAGCCGCGUCAGCCGUGUCCCCGCCUUUUACCUAGUCUGCGAGGUGGUUCUCCCUCCAUAGCCCCCAAGUUCUCUCAAACCGCCUUUGUGUACCCCGUAUUAGGUAUUGUUUUUAACUGUGAGGUUUUUCCUAAAACCUUGAGCGUUUAACCUUUGUUCAUUUUCACUGGCCUGAUAAUGAUGAGAAUGAUUUUUCAAAGUGUUGCAACGAUGUGAUUGUGAUAAACGAGACAUUUUUAACUGUUCUCUGGCAUCCAUUAACAUAAAUAACGUAAGUCAGAUAAUUAAGUAAAAUAAUUAGCUACAAUAUAAAGGGAAUUUGAACCGGGGCUUUUUACAGCCCAAUGUUUGAAUAGAACAGCAGAUGAGACAGUGUGAAGUUUAAUUUCAAAUAAGAUUAAAAAAACUAAAAGGUGAAAAACAAAAAUAAAAAACAAGAGAUCUGAUGAUCUGAUCAUCAGAUGUUUACAAUUGUUUCACGUUAGAGCAGUAAAUAGAAUAAAAUUAAAGGGACUAUCAGCCAGGAUUUAAUUGUUUUGAUGGCAGAUAAAGGCGUGUGCCAAGUGGUUGAAAAAAGUUUAAGGUUCAGUGCUAAAAGAAACCUUUUGCUAGUGAAUAUAUUGGUUUUAAUGCAUAUAGCCCUGUAGCUCCUAGUAGAUUGUUGAAAACUAAUGACAGGUUUCAUUGCAGAUAGAACCAGAGUUUUCAGGUUCCAUAAUUGGAAGAAACUUUUUUAGACCAGUACUAAAGGGAAUUAUUUAAAAAAGAACAUGUAAUGCAUUUUGAAUUAAAUGCAAAAAUAUAGCAUGUAAUUUACUGGCAAAGCAACAUAUUGCCUUUUACUUACAUUUUGCAUUUUACACUAAACAUUAGAAAAAACUAUUUUGGAUGAUUUUUAAGUUGAUUAUAAUAUGUUUAAAAUGCAUUAUAGGGACACUGUAGGCACUGUAACCAUUUUAUCUAAUUGAAUCGGUUAAAAUGCCUGGAGUACAAGGCAUUGUCCCAGCUUUUGAACCAUUUUCAAGUAGUAAAACACUAAAUAAGGGUCCCUGACCACCCACAGCUGGCCCCUAAUGACUGUGAGUGGCCAUUAGCCUAAUGGCUAAUGUCCUCCCCAAGGUUUUUCUCAAUGUCUCUUUGCUUUUGAAUUUUUUUUAUAUUUUUGCUUGUAUGACUAAAGUUGUUGAAAUAAAUCUAUGUUAAUUUGAAUUCCCUUUGUUAAUGACUACUUAGCUCCAGUUUUUCUUCUGCAGUAAUUCUCUCUUUUUUUCUUUUUUUUUUUAUUCAAUAAUUCACUCCUUUUCAAUUAUGGUUCCUUCUCCGUGUGAAAAUGCUCCAGACAAGAUGAAAAGAACUGCUCAGUUUGUGUUAAUUAUAAUUUUGUAUUUUUUUUUCCCAGAUAUGGUUGUUUCUGGUGUUCCCAAAAAAAAUGGAAUCACACAUGCCAGUGAAAUUGCAAGCAUGGCAUUAGAUCUAGUUGCUGUCUGCAAGACAUUUCGAAUUCCACAUAAGCCUAACACAUUGUUAAGAAUCCGAGCUGGGAUCCAUUCAGGUAUAAAUAACUAAACUGUAUCCAAACCUUUUAUUAAAUAAGUAGGGCCUGUUUGUUACUUAACAUUAGCAAGUUACAAACAGAAGGAGUCUAGAGUCUGCACAGACACCUGACACAUGAUUUGUAGAAAUUAAAGGGGCACUAUAAGCAAUAUAAAAAUCAGUGCAGUGGUUAUCCUGCCGAGAGUCUAUGGGCGCCAUCCAAAGAUUUUGUCAAACAAUUUGAAAGCGGUUUAUAAAUUAUAUUUUUUUGGUAGAUCGUAUUUUCUUUGAGUAUUUCAAGAAUAAGGAAAUGUAAAGAAACAUGGAGAGCAUGUAAGCUCCAAAAUGGAAAUACAGCAUUUCAAAUUCUCCUGGAUGUACAUUAAGAGAUUGUAAUUGAAUAUCGGCGGUUGUAAAAGAAAAACAUACCUCAGCAUAUUUACAAAGUGGACCCUACUACUCUUGUGGAAGCAGUUAAUAUUUCCCUUAUUUGCUGAUGCGCCUGGUUUAGGCUGCACAUCAUGCAUUUGGAGUCACCCCCUUCUACACAACUUGAGUUAACCCUCCGUGACAUUUAUGUACUGGGUCAAUGCCUGCUGCCUGGUUGUCUGCCCAAUCAGUAGGAGUUGAUGCAUAUGGUUACUGGUAUCAGAGAGGGGGCACAAACCGUUCAAAUUGAACAUUUCUUGUAGCCACGUCUCCCACCACGCUCCUGCACACAUUUCAGGGGCACAUAUACCUAUCUCCAGUUCCAUGAUACUUUAGUAUCCCUGUCCUGUGAGGGUCAGGGAAAAAUAGGUCGAGACCUCUGGGAGUAUCCUAUGUUGGAGGGUAGGUGUGCGAUACUAGCUGGACAGAAGCUUGUUAUUGGUAUCUUGAAGUCUGGAGCUGAUGUAGCUCUUAUGGUUCAGGAUAAGGACCUUUUCCCACUGUGCAUCCGUGAAUGUUGUACCCAGCAUUUCCUCCCAUUGCCUAUUAAAGGUUGUCUUUGUGUUUUUAUUCCCCCCCCACCAGUAGAUGUUGGUAAAGUAGAGAGACCGUUUUCUCCUGUGGUGUGCCCUUUUCGCAGGUGUCUUCAAACCACGUGAGAUUAUGAUGUAGCUCUGUUCUGUUGUUCAUCUGCCCAUAGUAGUGCCGCAACUGGGUGUGGCAAAAUGUAUGAAGAGGCGUUGGGGCUGUUUCCAACAUAAUGUCUUGUAGGCUCUUCAUGUCUGUACUGCCUAAGGUCUUCCGUAUGAGGAUGUUAGGUCCUCUAUCAAUGUAAGCCCAAGCGUUAGGGGAUAUGUGUUAUAUUGUAGCAGUAUCAGGGUACUCGGCACAGGGGAGAUGUGUUGCGACCGUGGACGGAUCUCCAAGUCCUGAGGGUGUUUGCGACAGGCGAAGUAUCCUUGUUCCUGUCCAGGGUUUCAGGCUUCCCCAGCCACGUAGACAUUUACGAUCCUCCCCAGUCCAAGGCUGGCCAUUGCUGAUGAGGGCGUGCGGCGUGCCUGUCAAAAAUCCGAUGCAGAGUCUUGAUGGUAUUUUUUAAAAUCUGGAAGGGCCAGGCCCCCCGCCCCCACUGCCUAGGUAUGCAUGGCAAGUUGUAUCGAAGGUGCGAUCUUUCCCCUUUCCAGACAUAUCAGAUCACUGCAGUUUUCAGGGUGGAGAAGAACAAUUUGGGUAGAGACAAUGGCACUACUUGAAAUAAGUAAAGCAGCCUUGGUAGAAUAUUCAUCUUAAGGACCACUAUACGACCCAGCCAUGAUAUGUGUGGGUAGGCCCAGCUUCUGAGGUCUCCCAAGAUUUUCCGUAGGAGGGGUUCAAAGUUAGAGUUUUAUAAUUCAGCCGGGUUCUCUGUCAUCCAUGUACCCAGGUAUUUAAUUUUUUCGUCGCACCAGCGGAAAUAGAAGUGAGGUCUUAGGGUAGUAAGUUCCUCCUACGGAAAAGAGACAUUGAGCACUUCGCACUUCAUGAGGUUCAGCUUGAGGCCCAAUAUUUCUCCAUAGUCAUCAAAUUCCCUCAUCAAGCAGGGCAGCGUGAUGCGCGGGUUUGUUAUAAAGAAGAGGAGGUCAUCCACGUAUGCAGCUACCUUAUGUUCCAUGUUCUCCCAUUGGUAUCCCCUUAUGUCUCGGGUUUGUCUGACCGCCAUGAGAAAUGGCACAAGCGAGAUCGAGAAAAGCAAGAGGGACAGGGGGCAUCCUUGUCUUGGGCCAUUAAGUAUCAGGAAGCCACUUGUCAGGGCUCUGUUGACCCUCAAAUAAAAUAAGGGUGUGUGUGAGCGCUCCAAAAUAACCCUAAACACGUACCAAUUACGGGAGAGUAAUAUGACUCUUAUGUAUACUAAAUAUAUUCCAUCAGAUAAAGCUGUGUGUAAACCAACCGAUGUCCAUUGACCGUUAUCUCUCAGAGGUAAUCAAGUGAAAGACAAAAUCAAUUUAAAAAGUGUAAAUUCAAUCCAAUGAGUAAAUACACGAUUUGUAAACUAAAAAGAAUUGAAUAUAACAAUAGGAACAAUAAAGAAUUCUAUAUAAACAACUCCAAGAAUGAAUUAAUCAGGGUAAACAAUUCAUAAAGCCGUCUGAACUACUAUGAGAGUGUACAAAAUACAUUUAUUGAUUUAUAAAAUAAGUGUACUAAACAUCGGAUACAUAUUAAAACAAUACACAUCAAUCACUGAUACAUAAGUGUCGGUCUAAUUAUGGCCUCUAUAGUUCAGGAAGAUACACAAGUCUGGAUAAAAAGGUCUCAGUGUAAACUCCAGCAGGGUGGCCCUCCCUCUGGAGCAAUCUCCGAAAAAAACGGAUGCUGUAAUUGAUCCACAAAACUGUAUACCAUGCAAUCUAAUGUGAAGACUGAUAGAAAAAUCAAUAUAAAGGGGAUCACCGACCAGGGGUAGUACUGGAGCUUCUAAACCCGUCCAGCAAGAUGGAGAUGGCUAAGGGUGCAGAAGGGGAAUGCCCAAGUCUGUCUAAAACACUGAGAAAAUCCCCAACGACUUAUCCUGUUCGCGUGCCAAAUGUCGGAGGAAGGGAGCACACUGAGAAAGCCCGACGGGUGAUGAAUCCCGCUCUCGAUAUCAGUAAGUGUAAACGAUGCCGUAAUCUGCUUCCAGGGUAACGUGCUGUAAGAAGGGUGUAGUAGGAAAGCGAGACCCGAUAGUCUACGCGUUUCGUCUCCACUUGAGACUUUUUCAAGACUGAUCAAUAUCGGGUGCUUGCUGGGUAUAUAUAGCCACACUCUGAGGGAAUCCCUAAGUAACAUGUUAUGACAUCAUACUGAAGGUGGGAGGUCCUUCCUUAGAAGGGUCAUGUAGGCAGUCAAUGCAAUAAUACAUAAAGGGUUAACAUUGAACUUGCCUUGUCUCACAUAUAAUGUAAUAGAGGACUAAAUAACCUGUUCCUAAAAAGGAAAUUACUAAACAUGCUCCGUUUACUCUCACUCUUGCAUUGGGGCAGCUGUAUAUUGCAGCUAUCCAGCUCCUGAGUUUGCCGCCGAAUCCAAUCACGGCCAACGUGGAGAACAUGAAGGCCCAGUUCACUCGAUCAAAUGCCUUCUCGAUGUCCGUGGAGAGCAACAACCUGUGUUUGUCCUUGCGUGCGAGCUGUUGUAACGCGAAGAGAUGUAGGGUACUGUCCCUAGCUUCCCUGCCUGGGAUAAAUCCGGUUUGGUCUGGGUGUAUGAGCCAUGGCAAGUGCGGCUGCAUCCUAGUGGCCAGCAGUUUCGUGAGCAGUUUGACAUCCACAUUCAGGAGUGAAAUUGGUCGGUAGCUUCCGCAUGAUUGUGGCGGCCAGGGAUUCACUGUGGGACCCUCCUCCUUCUGGUAGCGCAUUUAAUGCCUUAGUUAGCCUCGGGGUUAAGAGAUGUGAGAACUGCUUGUAGCAUGCAUUGAAAGGCCAUCUGGCCAGGGCCUUUGCAGUCUUGGCGACCUUUAUUGCUGCCAGGAUUUCUUCCUCCUCUAUUGGCGCAUCCAGUAGUUCUGCUGCCUCAUUGGAAAUCCGAUUAGGUUUGUAUUUACCUAGAUAAUUCUGUAUGGCAUUUGUGUGUUCCUGUGUCAGGAGCCUGCUCUGGUCCCCCGAGGUACUGUAUAGCUUGGUGUGAAACACCUGGAAUUCUUUUGCAAUCUCAUUUGGGAAUGCUGAUACUUUCCAGGGUCUCAACUUGAGCCUGUGGAUCUGUGUGUGUUGUCUGGGGCCACGGAGCAUUCAGGCCAAAUGGACGCCUCUGAAAUGUUUGCGUGUCAGAAGAUCAGUAAGCGAGCGGCGUGCCUCCAGGAGGUCCGCAUAUACCGAGUCUAAGAGAGAUCUUUUAUGUUGGGACUCCAGUUGAGCAAUGCGAUUCGACAGGUCUUCGUGUUGUUGCGCCGCCUCCUUCUUCUUUCUGGUGGCGAUACCUAUCAGGCAACCCCUGAUAACACUUUUGUGUGUCUCCCACUGCGUGAGAGGGGACAUGCCAUCGGUGUCAUUCUUUUCGAAGUACAGGCUUAGCUCGCCUUCCACUUGAUCUUUGACAUUUAGAUCCAGCAGGUGGGAUUCAUUUAGCUGCCAGGUCUAUUCCGUCGGAUUCAAUAAGGGAGAUUCCAAUGUAAUUAAGACUGGGCAGUGGUCCAACCAGGUGGAAGCAGCUAUUGUCGCCAAGAGUAACCUUGUGAGAUGUUCCUGUUGCAUGAAUAAGUAAUCUAUCUGCGCAUACCGCUCCUGUACCGCCGAAUAGUGCAUGUAGUCCCUAUCCCUCGGGAAUGGAGCGAAACCAGUGGCUCAGGGUUUGGCUACCGUGGGCUGAGGAGUGUCGGAUCCUGCUAGGAAAUGGUCCAUCAUCCCAGAUGUAACAAAAUUGGGGGUGGAAAGAUCAAGUCCUACACUAUGCCAACCGUCCAUUCCCCCCCUGCCCGGACCCUUCCCUCUCCCAACAUUGAACAAGGAACUCCCCGGGAUAGGUGCGGUAUGGUUGUAAAUUGGGUGCGACCCGAUGUCUUAUAGCCUGUGCCCUGUCAUUGUUGGUAGGCAUCAAUGUGAAGACGCAAAUUCCCCCCACCACCAAUGUGUGGGGCACUGCACCCGUCCCCCAUCCCAAUAAAGUGCUUCCCCCCACCAGGGCCUCAAACUCAGGACAUACAUAGACACGGGGCCCCCAGUAUACCUUAGAAAUUGCUUACUUUUCCACGCGUCCAGGAUCUGGGUGUCGUCAGGGAGGAGGGCCCGCCAAAGAGUCCUCCCUACUGCGACGCGUUGCUUUCUGCAGAUGGGACCUAUGGUCCAAGGGCCCCAGAACCCAGUUGGUGAUGGUCUGAAGCGGGAGCUGCAGUCGCUGCAGGAAUGCAGGCGUGUCUUCUGGCCACCGAACAGAAAGCCAUUCAUUCUGGUGGCGUACAGACAGGCAGAACGGGAAGCCCCAUCUGUAAGGUAUUCUGCGUUUUUGUAAAGCAGUGGUCACUGGUCGGAGUGCCCUCCUUGUCAGGAUAGUGACAGGGAUCCAAUACGCAGAGUGCGGACAGGAGGAGGUACGUAUACCGGACCUUAGAAUGGCCAGACUAACGUAUGGACAAAACAAGAAUAGUCAAAAGGUAAGCCGAGGUCGAGGGAGCCGGAGGACAGGUAAGCGAGGAACAAGCCGGGUCAAAGGAGAGGAGAGAGCAACAGGACAAAGUACAAGCAAGGUCAAAACCGAAAACACUAAGAGAGAGAACGCGCUGAGUGACUAGCAAGCUAGAACCACGACAGGGCAAUGAGCAGUAGUAAAAGUUCCCUUAAAUACCCUGUCACCUUAAUUGAGACCACGCCCCCAAAAGGUCCGGAAUUGCGGUUACCGGCACUUCACGUUAAUGAUGACGUCAUGACGUCGACGCUAGCCGUCGCGUCAUAAAAGGGGGAGGAGCUAGCGCGGCCGGCGCGAAAACGGACGGAAUUGCCGAAAUGUUAGCCCCUAUGAAGAGAGGAUCUCCUCCUCGGAGGCAACACCAACAGGUAACCUGACAGUACCCCCCCUUUUAGAAACGCCCACCGGGCGGAUGGGACCGGGCUUAGAAGGGAAACGAACGUGGAAGGCCCGAAGAAGACGAGGAGCAUGCACGUCUUCACAAGGAACCAAAGAUCUCUCUUCUGGACCAUAACCCUUCCAGUCUAUGAGGUAUUGUAACUUCCCCCUAGAAAUACGAGAAUCAAGAAUGGACCUAACAAUAUAUUCUUCCUGACCAUCCACUCGAACCGAAGAUGGAGGAGCAGAGUGGGAAGAAAACCUGUUACAAACAAGAGGUUUCAAUAAAGACACAUGAAAAGAGUUAGGGAUACGUAGAGUAGGAGGCAGGUCCAGCAAAUAAGAAACCGGGUUGAUCCUCCUCAACACUCUGUAAGGACCUAUGUAACGAGGAGCAAACUUCAAGGAAGGGACUUUCAAGCGAAUGUGUCUGGUACUCAACCAGACCCUAUCACCCGGAGAAAAAACAGGAGCGGGCCGUCUACGCCUAUCAGCAUGCAUCUUAAACACCGCGGAACUACGCGUAAGAAUUUGUCGAGUCUGAUCCCACAACUUUCUCAGGUUGGCUAUAUGAACAUCAACCGACGGUAAACCCUGGGAAGGAGACACCGACGGAAGAAUAGUAGGGUUAAAGCCAUAGUUCAAGAAAAAGGGGCUAUUACGAGUGGAACCACAAACAAGGUUGUUGUGAUCAAACUCCGCCCAAGGAAUCAGACCGACCCAAUCGUCCUGGUGUUCAGAAACAAAACAACGUAGAUAUUGCUCAAUUUUCUGGUUAGUGCGUUCGGCUGCUCCGUUAGAUUGAGGAUGAUAGGCCGAAGAAAAAUUCAGCUUGAUGCCCACCUGGGAACAGCAGGAUCUCCAAAAACGGGAAAUAAACUGGGGACCCCUGUCAGACACAAUCUCAUUGGGAAUACCAUGCAAACGAAAAAUCUCCCUAGCAAAUAUCACGGCCAGUUCGGGUGAGGAAGGAAGUUUAGGCAAGGGGAUGAAAUGAGCCAUUUUGGUAAACCUGUCAAGAACCGUGAGGAUAACAGUGUGUCUAUUGGAAACCAGCAAAUCAACAAUAAAAUCCAUAGCCAAACUAGCCCAAGGUUUGUUGGGAAUGACUAAGGGCUGCAAUAGACCACAAGGAAGAUCCCGUGGUAGUUUUAUUCCUGACACAGAUAUCGCAGGCCUUGACAAAGUCUUCCACAUCCCUCCGUAAACUAGGCCACCAGAAGUCUUUGGAAAUCAAGCAGCAAGUUUUGUGGAUGCCGGGGUGACCGGCAAACUUGCUAUCGUGAAAACAACGAAUAAUGUCCACUUGGAAUUUGGGAGACACGAAUAAGCGGCCCUCAGGAGUACGCUCGGGAGCAAGAGAUUGUUCGUUCGUUAUAUCUACGAGCAAUGGAGAGUGUAUCUUGACAUUGGUGUUGGCGAUAAUGUUGUUUUCAGGAACAAUAGGAGACAAAGUGUCUUCUGUAAUGGUGAUAGGUUCGUGCUGACGAGACAAUGCGUCUGCUUUGGUGUUUUUAGAACCAGGCCUGUAAGUAAGUAUGUAAUUGAAAUGUGUAAGGAACAUAGACCAACGUGCUUGCCUGGCAGAUAAUCUUUUGGCCUCCCCCAUGUAAGAUAAAUUUUUGUGAUCAGUCAAGAUAGUAACUGGGAGAACAGUGCCCUCUAACAAAUGUCUCCAUUCCUUUAAUGCCAUAAUAAUAGCUAAGAGUUCUCUGUCACCAAUAUCAUAUCUCCUUUCAGUGUGUGAUAAUUUCUUGGAAAAAAAACCGCAAGGGUGCAACGGCUUAUCUAAACUUUGUCUUUGGGACAAUACUGCGCCUAUCCCUGUUUCAGACGCAUCAACUUCAAGCAAAAAGGGCAGAGAGGUAUCAGGAUGAACUAAUACAGGUGCUGAAGCAAAAGUCUGUUUGAGCGUUUCGAAAGCAGAUAACGCCUCAGUAGACCACGUUUUGGUAUCUGCUCCUUGUUUAGUCAUAUUAGUGAUAGGAGCGAUAACAGAGGAGUACCCUUUAAUGAAACGUCUGUAAUAAUUAGAAAAUCCAAUAAAUCUUUGUAUGGCUUUGAGUCCCUUGGGUAAAGGCCAAUCUAAAAUCGAUUUUAGUUUGAUCGGGUCCAUCAUAAACCCGUCCUUGGAAAUUACGUAGCCUAAGAAAGUUACCUGAGACUGAUCAAAGCUACAUUUCUCCAAUUUACAAUACAAUCCAUGUUGUAAAAGUUUCUGUAAUACCUUUCUGACUUGUCUGUGAUGUGAGUCAAUGUCCCUAGAAUGUAUUAGUAUAUCAUCCAAAUAUACAAUCACACAUUCGUGUUGAAAUUCUCUAAGGAUCUCAUUAAUCAAGUCUUGGAAGACGGCCGGGGCAUUACAUAGCCCAAACGGCAUUACGGUAUACUCAUAAUGUCCGUAACGGGUAUUAAAUGCUGUCAUCCAUUCAUCUCCUUGUUUAAUUCUCACCAAGUUAUAUGCUCCUCUCAAGUCAAGUUUGGUAAAAAUACUGGAGCCCUUUAGUCUGUCAAAGAGUUCAGUAAUCAAAGGAAUGGGGUAAGCAUUCCUGAUGGUAAUUUUGUUCAAUCCACGAUAGUCUAUGCAAGGACGUAAGGUACCGUCUUUUUUUUCUACAAAAAAGAACCCCGCCCCCGCCGGAGAAGAAGACUUUCUAAUAAAUCCUUUGUCUAGAUUUUCCUUGAUGUAUUCCUCUAAAACUAAGUUUUCUUUGGUAGACAGAGGGUAUACCGUACCCCUAGGAGGCAUAGUACCAGGAAAAAGUUUAAUAGUACAGUCAUAAGACCGGUGGGGAGGUAAAGUAUCCGCCUUACUCUUGUCAAAUACAGACUUGAGAUCUAGAUACUGAGAUGGUAUCUGAACGUCUGUGGAUUGGGAAGAGUUGGUAUAAGAGUUUACUGGGCAAACAGAAGUGACUCUCUGCAGACAUCUUUCUCUACAACCAGUUCCCCAAGAAACGAUUUCUCCACCCUCCCAGUCAAUCUGAGGGUUGUGUCUCUUGAGCCAAGAAUAUCCUAGCACCACUGGGACAGCCGGGGAGGAUAUUAACAGGAGGGAAAUCAUCUCCUCGUGGAGGAUACCAAUAGUAAGUUUAACGGGUUUAGUCUCAUGGAAUAUUACUGGUUCAGAUAAAGGUCUACCAUCUAUGGCCUCAACGGUGGGAGACAAUGCUUAUUAGUGAAAGUUUGGUCUAUAAAGCUUUCUGCUGCUCCAGAGUCUAACAACGCCAUCGUAGAUAUAGUACCACUUUUCCAAGCUAGGGAGACAGGAAUCAGAAGCCUAUGGUCUUUAUCAUUAUACAUAGAGGACAGUAUAGAAACACCCAAGGCCCGUCCUCUAGGGGAACUUAGGUGCGAGCGUUUCCCGGGCGAUUAGGGCAACUAAGACGUAGGUGACCUCUCCGCCCACAGUAUAAACAGAGACCCUCCCUUCUUCUGUACUGUCUCUCGGCCUCAGAUAAGCGAGUACUACCUAUUUGCAUAGGUUCUGGUGGAGUAGGAUUAUAGGAGUCAGGGUUCUGAAAGGAGGGAGCGAGUCUUACAGGAGGUCUACUAACUUUUUCCCGCGUAUUCUGCCUCUGUCUCAUGCGUUCAUCUAUUCUGGAAAUGAAAGACACUAAAUCUUCUAAAUUUUCCAGAAGUUCUCUUGUGGCAAUCUCAUCUAGAAUCUCAUCAGACAACCCAUUCAAGAAUACAUCCAUAAAAGCUUGUUCGUUCCAUUUCACCUCUGCUGCCAGUGAUCUAAACUCUAAUGCAUAUUCUACAAGGGUUCUAUUCUGUUGUUUAAGGCGUAACAGAGAUCUGGCAGCAUUAAUCUUCCUUCCUGGGGGGUCAAAAGUCCUUCUAAACGCUGUGACAAAAGCAGUAUAAUUGUAGACUAAAGGACUAUCAUUCUCCCAAAGGGAAUUGGCCCAUCUAAGUGCUUUGUCUAUUAGCAGUGUUAUAAUGAAGCCUACAUUAGCCCUGUCAGUAGGAUAAGCCCGGGGUUGAAGUUCAAAAUGUAUGCUUAUCUGGUUUAAAAAACCUCGACAAGCAUCAGGCGAACCCCCAUAACGUAACGGGGAAGUGACAUGGGAAGAUGCGCCUACAGUGGCUACUUCCAAACCAGUACUUAGCGGGUGGCUAGCUGUAGAACGUAUUUCUUCUGACUGGGUACUGGGACGUGCUAGCAAAGUUUGUAACGCUAGAGCCAUUUGGUCCAUUCUAUGGUCUAUGGCCUCAAAUCUGGGGUCAGGAGGACUAGCACCUGCAGGAUCCAUUUGGCCCUGUCGUAAUGUCAGGAUAGUGACAGGGAUCCAAUACGCAGAGUGCGGACAGGAGGAGGUACGUAUACCGGACCUUAGAAUGGCCGGACUAACGUAUGGACAAAACAAGAAUAGUCAAAAGGUAAGCCGAGGUCGAGGGAGCCGGAGGACAGGUAAGCGAGGAACAAGCCGGGUCAAAGGAGAGGAGAGAGCAACAGGACAAAGUACAAGCAAGGUCAAAACCAAAAACACCAAGAGAGAGAACGCGUUGAGUGACUAGCAAGCUAGAACCACGACAGGGCAAUGAGCAGUAGUAAAAGUUCCCUUAAAUACCCUGUCACCUUAAUUGAGACCACGCCCCCAAAAGGUCCGGAAUUGCGGUUCCCGGCACUUCACGUUAAUGAUGACGUCAUGACGUCGACACUAGCCGUCGCGUCAUAAAAGGGGGAGGAGCUAGCGUGGCCGGCGCGAAAACGGCCGGAAUUGCCGAAAUGUUAGGGGAGGGGAGCCCCUAUGAAGAGAGGAUCUCCUCCUCGGAGGCAACACCAACAGGUAACCUGACACUCCUAGCUUCCAGGGUAAGUGGUGACAGGUACCUGUGUACCCUGAAAGUCCCAGGUCUGCCUGCUGCGGGCCUUGUGCAUGACGGUAUCUUUGAGCUUGUAUGACAUCAGGCAACAUAUCAGAUCCCGUGGAGCUUUUUACAGUCAUUACACUGGUUUAAAAACAUGCAGGAUGUCAGUCUGAGUGGCGUGUCUGAAUGCAUUUUAGUCACUACUCUCUUUAUGUGUUCAGAUAGAGAGAUGCAUAUUGCUUUACAUUGUAUAUAAUUAUAACCCAUUUCCUUCACAAUGUAAACUCGACAUCUCUUAUUACAAUAUGCUUCUUAUAAAUUACAUUUCGUAUAAUCAUUGUACAGAAUAUGAUGUGACAUUGCAUUUAAAUUAUUGUUAUUACGAUAAUCGGAACUGUACAGUUUUCAUUCUGCAGGCAUUAGAGACUGCAUGUAAUGUAUCUGCUGUUUUAUCGACAAUGACAACGGUGUUAGGGUUCGAGUGUCAAGGCUAUAUUCCUUCUUACGAAACCAGCAAGAACAUAAACAAAGCAUUAAGUAUACAUUCGUAUUAUGUCAAUAUAAUUCAUGGUGAUCAAGAAGUACCAGAAAAGUCCAAAUAUAUUUUUAAAGGAUCACUAUAGUGUCAGGAAAACAAAGCGGUUUUCCUGACAAUAUAGUGCCCUGAGGGUGCCCCCACUUCAGCCACUUACCUUAAUCCAGUGCCAGGCUCCCUCGGCGCUGGUGACAUCUCCUCCCCAUCCGACGUUAGCUCCCCCGUCCGACGUAUGCCCGCAAUUUGUUAAUGCUUUCCUAUGGAUGCCCUGCGCGAUGGAGGCGAAAUUCGCCUCCAGCUUUGCAGAUGCGCCUCUAGUGGCUGUCCGGAAGACAGCCACUAGAGGCUGGAUUAACCCCAAAUGUAAACACAGCAGUUUCUCUGAAACUGCUGUGUUUACAUGUGAAGGGUUAAAACCUGAGGGACCAGGCACCCAGACCACUUCAUUAAGCGAAAGUGGUCUGGGUGACUAUAGUGUCCCUUUAAAUUUUCAAUAAUUACAUUUAAAUUAAUUAAACUAUAGUAUGAUCAACUGAGGAGCAACACAAGAAAACAUGCUUAAAAUUAAAUAGGAAAGAAACAUAUGUCUAGCAUUAAGAAUGAAUAUCGCUUGCUGAUGUAUUUUAAUAGAAAUAGAGUGAGACAUUUUCUCCUUUCAGUUGUUUCUAAAAUGAUUUACCAGGAAUGAUACAAUGAUGUUUAUAUGAACUACAUGUUUUGAUACAUGGCAAGUAGAAUUGCACAUACUGUAUAACAUUUAUUCCAGUCACUAGUUGGAAUGACAAUUUACAAAGCUCUCAGACAGUUAUAAACAUGGUAUAGCUGAUUAAAUUAUAAUAGAGCUGGUUAAAUAAGAAGAUUAUGAUUAUGGUUACUUUUAUCCACUAUUAUUUUUAUAUAUCUCUCAGGACCAGUAGUUGCUGGGGUUGUUGGAACCAAAAUGCCUCGGUACUGUUUGUUUGGAGACACAGUGAACACAGCUUCAAGAAUGGAAUCGACAAGUGAAGGUAACGUGUGCUUAUACUGUUUUGAUACACUUCCAUUCCUGUACAGCAAUUCACUCUAGGAUUUCAAAGCAGUUCUAUUUUUUUCUAAUAUCCGUACAGGAACUAAAACUUUUUGUAAUUAGGCUACAUGUUAGGUUAUUUUUUUUUUCAAUAUACUGUAUUUACUCAAAUGUAAUGCUCACCUUUUUUAGAAUACAAAGUUCCCAAAAUUUGAAUGUGCAUUAGAUUCGAUAGCGCAUUACAUUCAGGGCAAAAUACUAAAUUUUUCGGCGUAUUGUAUUCCGGCAAAUUUCAUUCUGACAAAUUCACACAGGCGAACUCACACAUGCGAAUUCACACAGUCAAAUUUCAAAUUGAGGUGCACAUUAGAUUCAAUGGCGCAUUGUAAAGCGCUGCAGAAUUUGACGGCGCUCUAUAAAUAUCAUAAUAAUAAUUAGAGUAAAGUAAAUAUAGUACUUUUAUUUUAUAAACCUGUGGUUUGUUUUAUCAUUGCUCUUUUUUAUGAGUAUAUUUUCGUAGUUGCAAUACCAGUAUAUUAAAUUGCUUUACUACUAAUUGAAGCUCAGGGUCAGCCAACAAUAAAGAUGUACAUAGCUAUGUUUAAGGUGAACACUUCACAGUUUGGGAUAAAAGAGCAUAGCUUGAGCACUGUUGAGCAUAGAAAUAAAUAGUAAAAAGUAAAAAAGUGCAUCUUGCUGCACUUUACUGUAGUACUGAAUGAUUUAUUUGUACUAAUUGUACCCAAGCCCCAAACAUUAUAACUCUACCACUCCAUCCUUCCCCUCUCUGCCUCUAUCACCUCCUCCUAAAACAUGUCUCCAGUUAAAGAGCCCUGUUUGUUUGCCUCUGUUCUGCCUGUAUGCCACCCCUCUGCAUCUUCUCUACCUCCAAUUAUUCUACCUCUCAACAGAUUUUUUUCAUUGUAAAAAAUGGCUGCUUUUUCUCUCGAGCCGCUGACAGCAACUAUAUACUAUAGGGCAGUGUUACAGUGUUGUGGGGCCGGAGCUAGUGUUUACAUGCUAUGCAGCAAAGUUAAUAAUGUUAUGGGUUAGGGCACAGUUACAUUGAUUUGGCUGACCAAUCACAGUAUGGUCAAUUAGAUGUGGAGUUACACCAAAGAAACAGCAAGAUGGGAGCUAAUUAUGGGUUUGAGACCAGCUUGCAGCGGUUUUUCACUAAAUUCACAAAUGCUUGGUUUAGAAGUUUUUCAUAAAAUGUUUCAAAGCUCGAGUCAAGGUUUCAUUUUCUGUAAAAUAACUUUUUGGUGACAGUUGACCUUUAAGAUUUGAGAGUGAUAGUGCUGGCCUUCAUUUUAAAAUAACUUGCUGCAAUGCCGCCAAUAAAUAAAUGAGGUUCUACUAAAUCGACGUGAUAGUUGGGUACAUAUAUGCAGAGACCUGCGUAAAAAGAAAGAAGAAUAUUAACACCACUGGAACACAAACCAUGACAUCAACACAAUAGCUACUACCAAAAGCAAAGAUAAAUAUGAAUGUCAAAUUCAUAUAGAUAAUGUAAAUUUUAUGUGACUGUUAAAAAUGUAACAAGUCACAAGAGAUGCUUAGAAUUGGAAAGUACAGGAUAGGAUAAACCGUGCCAUGUAUAUAGUGUUCAUUUUUAUAAUGGACACUGACCUCUACUUGGCAUGUGUUUGUCACAUGCAGCUUUAAAUUGCAAUAUGUGCAUUUCCUUAAGUGGUUCUUUUGUUCCUAAAAUAUUUUAGGUAUAUUACGUGUUGUUUCCAACCACAGAGAUGAUUUCAUUUCAAAGAUUAGCGUUUCAAGAACUGUGAUUGUUUUGGAUCUGACAUUUAGAGAGAUUGGUUUAAAAUUCAGUUUUCCUUUUUAAUAUAUGUCCAGUUUAGCCUCUUCAACAGAUUAGAUGCAAUAUUUAGUCCCAGUGGGUAUAUCUGUGACAUAUGUAAGUAGGUGAAAGAAGGAAGCCACUAGAAAAAAAACCCCCACAAUUUCUCUUUUAAUCUUUCUUCCAUACAUGUGUUGACGCCAUCUGGCCAGACGUAUUUUCUAAGUUUCUGAUAGUACAAUGUGAAGUGAGAAGUGGCUGGUGACAGUCACGUUGGCAAUCCUUAAAACCUUACAUGAAACAUUCACCCCACCUGUCACAGAUAAAUGAUCCAUGCAGCAAGAAUUAGUACGCACCAUCUUUUUCCUCCUUUGGAAUGUCUCAGCUGUUUUAUACAGAGCAACACCCGAGAGGCAUCUUGAAAUGUUAAAUGCUGCUUAAAUUAUCCUUAGAGUGUAAUGUGCAAACUGUAUUGCCUUAGUUUUUUUUCAUUUGUAAUUAACUAAAUUUAUUUUACAUAUAUGUGUUUAAGUGGAUGGAUCAUUAACGGUAUGCUUUUCUUAUAGCACUAAAAAUACAGUGUAGCUCCAGUACUCAUGAUCUCUUGAAACAAAUUGGUGGUUACGUUCUUGUAUGUCGUGGGUCACUGCAAGUUAAGGUACAUGCAAAAUGUGUGCAUAGAAUAGUACAUUUGUAUUGUAUGUACUUUUUGGAUUAUGUCUAGUAUGUUUUAGUUUAAACAGUGAAUAUUUGUUUUUCAAUAUUUAUUUAAAUUGUAGAUAUAGAUUUAUUUUUAUUUGGUUAAAAAAAAUUAUACAACAAAGUGUAGACUGACAGACAAAAUUAAACUGGUACAGAUGGUUUUCAGAGCACUAAAUUUUAUUCUAAAGGAGAAAUGGGAUUUAUAAAACAGCAGGUACAGUUUAUUGUAUAUAGGAGAUUUAUUUAAAAAAAAUGUUGAAGAAAGGAAAAAAAUAGCAGGAAAAAUAUGUUCUUUGUAAUUAACAUGUGGUUAAUUUAAUAAUAUGUGGUACUUGUCAAAGAGUAAAUAAGGGAAUAAUAUUCAGGUUAUUGUAGUCUAGAUAUAUGAAGAUUGUAAAAAGAUCUGUAGGAAGGAAAUUAUCCCUUUGUCUGUCCGUCCAUCCAGUUUAAAAUUGCUAAUAGUUUAUACCCUAAGGUAAAAAAACAUAUUAAGAUGACAAAAAGUUUAUAAAUAUUUUUGUCAUGCCAAAGUAAAAUCUGUUUGAACACCAGAUUAAGAUAGCCAGUCUCUUAUUUGGAGUUUGUAUAGCUUUAUAGCCGCAGGCACAAAGUUAUUAAAAACAUGUAAUGAUAUAAAACUGACAUAUCCUUUGCAUUUACUAACUUCCGAUUUGUCUCUGCAGGGGAAAGGAGAUAUGGUGACAUAUUGGCUAGAAGGUAAAACAGCUACAAUAACAAAGAAAGCUAGUACGAACUCUUCUGCAGUCAUUCAAGAAAAGGAAAGAGAGUCAUUCAAUCUGAUACCAGGUGUGCUCUCCACUGAUGCAUUAUCAACAUCAUUCUGA
Molecule: messenger RNA, 23672 nt
Organism: Pelobates cultripes (western spadefoot toad)
Lineage: Eukaryota; Metazoa; Chordata; Amphibia; Anura; Pelobatidae
Source: the annotation of a GenBank genome assembly